Molecule: messenger RNA, 480 nt
Organism: Echinops telfairi (small Madagascar hedgehog)
Lineage: Eukaryota; Metazoa; Chordata; Mammalia; Afrosoricida; Tenrecidae
Product: U1 small nuclear ribonucleoprotein C-like
Exons: 2
Coding region: 1-480 (159 amino acids)
Biological process (GO): mRNA 5'-splice site recognition; mRNA splicing, via spliceosome; spliceosomal snRNP assembly
Cellular component (GO): U1 snRNP; nucleus
Molecular function (GO): zinc ion binding; pre-mRNA 5'-splice site binding
Source: RefSeq, a predicted model, not a curated record
AUGCCUAAGUUUUAUUGUGACUACUGCAAUACAUACCUCACCCAUGACUCUCCAUGUGUGAGAAAGACACAGUGCAGUGGUAGGAAACACAAAGAGAAUGUAAAAGACUACUAUCGGAAAUGGAUGGAAGAGCAGGCUCAGAGCCUGAUUCACAAAACAACGGCUGCAUUUCAACAAGGAAAGAUACUUCCUACUCCAUUCUCUGCUCCUCCUCCAGCAGGGGCAAUGAUCCCACCUCCCCCUAGUCUCCCAGGUCCUCCUUGCCCUGGUAUGAUGCCGGCACCGCACAUGGGGGGACCACCCAUGAUGCCAAUGAUGGGCCCUCCUCCUCCUAGCAUGAUGCCAGUGGGACCCGCUCCUGGAAUGAGGCCACCCAUGGGGGGCCACAUGCCAAUGAUGCCUGAGCCCCCAAUGAUGUGGCCCCCCGCCCGUCCUAUGAUGGUGCCCACUUGGCCAGGAAUGACUCGAGCAGACAGAUAA